CUUCGUCUCAUUAGCAUGAGGAGACGUAUAAACCCCGCCGCUGCAGAAUUUUGAGCUGUGUUAAAGGCGAGGCAAUAAGCGUGUCUGGCUGGCUGCGCAUGAAGAGUAACUUUCACUUUCAGCACAGUUCAGUUCAUAAAAGCGGGAGCCCAUUCCAGAUGUGAACUGCUCUCAACUGCUCUGCGAACAAUGAGGCUGCUCACCGGGGGAAAGAUUACCGCGAAGAUGAUAAGGGUCACAUUUAUAACUUAUUGGCACCGGUGGAUUUUUAUUUUCUCACUCCAUCAAUUCUUAUUUGCCUCGUGGGUUCAAUCCGAAGGAAAUACUGUGAGAUAUCAGACCAGAGAGGAGGACGCACCAGGUACAGUGAUCGGAAACCUUGCCAAGGACAUGUCCUUGAGUCUGUCUCAUUCCUCAAAGACCAAUUUUAGGAUGAUGAAACAAUUCAACGACUCAUUCAUUAGGGUGAGAGAAAGCGACGGGGAACUCAGUGUCGGGGAACGAAUUGACAGAGAAAGAAUCUGCAGACACACUCCACUGUGUCUGAUUACUUUUGACGUGGUUAAUUUCUCCAAAGAUCGCUACAAAUUGAUUCACGUUGAGGUGGAAAUAAAGGACAUCAAUGACAACUCUCCAGAGUUUCCAAGCAAGGAAUCUAUUGUGGAAAUCUCUGAAAAUGCAGCACUUGGGUCCCGUAUACCCUUAGACCCUGCUGUGGACGUGGAUGUUGGGUCAAACUACAUACAAAGCUAUCAAAUUUCUGUUAACAGUCAUUUCACAAUUGAUGUGCUCCUGAGAGCGGAUGGGGUUAAAUAUGCGGAAUUGGUCCUAAUGAAAGAGCUAGACAGGGAGACUCAGUCCUCAUACAAUGUCGAAUUAGUUGCUACAGACGGAGGAAAUCCAUACAGAUCAGGGUCAACAAAAAUAACAGUGAAAGUGACGGAUUUUAAUGACAAUAGCCCUGUUUUCGACCAGAACAGUUUCUCUGUGAGUUUGCCAGAGGACGCACCGGUUGGUACUGUAAUAUUGGACUUAAACGCUGUUGAUGCUGAUGAAGGUUUAAACGGAGAGGUCGUCUACGGGCUUGGAAAACAGGUUUCUCAUGAGAUCCGAGAACUUUUCCAAGUGGAUAAAAAAUCAGGUCGUCUGACGCUCAAGAGCCCUGUGGAUUUUGAGGACAAAAGCACAUAUGAGAUAGACGUGCAAGCGACUGAUAUGGGACCCAACCCGACCCCCUCCGUGUGCAAAAUCAUAAUUCACGUCACAGACGUUAAUGACAAUGCCCCAGAAAUCAGUAUCACCCCGAUGACCUCCAUCACGACAGGUAUUGCAUACAUCAGCGAGACGGCAGACAAGGACAGUCUGGUGGCGCUGAUCAGCACCUUGGACAGAGACUCUGGCAUUAACAGCCAGGUCCACUGCACGUUAUACGGCCACGACCAUUUCAAACUCCGACAGGCGCACGAGGACAGCUACAUGAUAGUCACAGCAGCAGCUCUAGACAGGGAAAGGAUUAGUGAGUAUAACUUGACGGUCAUGGCUGAGGAUUUUGGGUCACCUCCACUGAGAAAAAUCACUCAGUACACUAUUAGACUCAGCGACGAGAACGACAACGCCCCCCACUUUGCCAAAUCUGUCUAUGAAGUUUCAGUAGUGGAAAACAACGCCCCGGGUGCUUAUAUCACCACAGUUGAGGCCAGCGACGUGGAUCUGGGCAACAAUGGGAAAAUUACUUACAGACUUGUGGACAGUGUCAUCAUGGGAUCUCCUGUUAACACAUUUGUGUCUCUCAAUUCGAUGUCUGGCUCAAUAUAUGCACUGAGAAGUUUUAAUUAUGAACUAAUGAAACAUUUAGACAUACAUAUUCAAGCAAGCGACGGGGGGUCACCACAGCUGCAGAGCACUGCUAUCGUCAGAUUAAAAAUAGUUGAUCAGAAUGACAACCAGCCUUCUAUCAUAGAGCCCCCCCUUUACAAGGGAUCUGCUGAGGUUUUCCUACCCAAAGAUGCACCUGCAGGAUAUGUUGUAACCCAGAUAAAGGCCACAGAUGCUGAUGAAGGCAUUAACUCGCAGCUGUCCUAUAAAAUCACAGAAGGGGGACACCUGGGCUUCUCUAUCAACAAAGACACAGGGAAGAUGCACGUGAGUCGACAGCUGACAUAUGAUCUCACAGACAAUGUCAAAGUAACAGUGUCAGUCAGUGACAAUGGAUCCCCCUCACUAACCUCCACAGCUGUCAUACUUUUCAGUUUCAUAGAAGGUACUCUACCUAGUUUGCCUUCCUUGGCUCAAAAUGGCAGCGAGGAGCUUUUUGAAUGGGACACGUCUAUAGCAAUAAUUAUCGUCCUGGCAGGGAGCUGCUCUCUCCUCCUACUGGCUAUCAUUCUUAUCACAACUAUUUGUAGCCGGCGGAAAAAACAGACAAGGGAGGGGGCGUUUGAUGAAAAAGAAGACGUACCAAAUCUGGAUAAAGUGGAAAGUGGUCAUAUUGAUUCAUUGAACACCAACCACAAAGGCAAAGUGUUUGAUACCCAUCCAUUUCCAGAGGAUGCGCCACUGGCGGGCAGCAAAACAACAGAGGCAGGCUGUGAGGAUGGUAGACAGACAGCAGGCAUCUUUGAGUCAAACAGCAGGACAAUGGAGGGGAAGUUAAAGGGUUAUUCUACACUGCCAGGAUAUGGGAAAGAAACUCUCAGACCUAUAACAAUAUGGAAGGGCAAUUCAUUCACAACAAUAUCAGCAAGAGAUCCCCACAUCAGUGGUAAGGACAGUGGAAAAGGGGAUAGUGACUUCAAUGACAGUGAUUCUGACAUUAGUGGAGAUGUCCACAAAAAAGAGUCACCACCAGUGAACAGUCUCUGGGCAUGUACUAGCGAGUGCAAAGUGUUGGGACAUUCAGACAGAUGCUGGAGCCCUUCAGCAACAAGGCCCAACACAAGCCUGGCCUGUGGACAGCAUAUGUCAACGUUCUCCAAGACAGCAACACUUCCCCGGGAUGCUAGACGGGAAAACUACUACCCAGCUCAAAUACCCAAAACUAAUGGCCUGCAAAGUGUGUAUGAAAAAGUACAACAUCAAGAAUUUGAUUAUAUUCUUGUUGGGCCACCAACACCAGCCAGGAUACAGGAAACAGAUGAAAUCUCCAUCCCUGAAUACACAAACUCUUAAAACAUUUUAAAUGUAAAAUCAAACUGUAAUUUGAAGGACAUUUUGUCUUUGAACUGUACAGUACUUUCAUCUUAAUUGACUCUAUGUUGGAUUGUUGCAGUGUUUUGAAGUGUGUUGUGUCUUUUGGCUCAUUUAAGACUGUUCAUUGUAUCAUGUGUAAUAUGCAAGAUUUUCUACAUAAAAAUAUAUUUUUCAUAAUGAUUCAAUGUAAAGAAAAAUUUUAUUAUGAAUUUUUAAGAGCAUGUGUAACUAUUUAAGGGCAUGACUUAUGGACAUUUGGGCUAAAAAAAAGGAAAAAAAAGGAAAAAAAAAAGAGCCUUUCUGGUGUGGAAAACAAUCAAAAUGAAAGAUUACCCUGUCUGUGGUAGAUUUUCACAUUGUUGCACAAAUAAAGAGUUAAAA
This is a messenger RNA of Melanotaenia boesemani (Boeseman's rainbowfish), 3570 nucleotides long. It is a transcript of the gene pcdh8.2, whose product is annotated as protocadherin-8. NCBI's taxonomy places the organism in Eukaryota, Metazoa, Chordata, Actinopteri, Atheriniformes, Melanotaeniidae. The record is from RefSeq and is a predicted model, not a curated record. Gene Ontology annotation, molecular function: calcium ion binding. Gene Ontology annotation, cellular component: plasma membrane. Gene Ontology annotation, biological process: homophilic cell-cell adhesion. The transcript is spliced from 3 exons. The coding region runs from base 190 to 3168 and encodes 992 amino acids.